UUUCCGCUCUGUUUGGAGUAACUCGUCUCACCACAACUGUAUGCCUGCUUAAAGGUGGUUUAAAAACAGGGGUUUAGCGGCACAAGGAGUCUGCAUGUCUGGUUAGACAUGCUCAGCUUUGUGGAUACUCGGAUUCUGUUGCUGCUUGCAGUAACUUCAUACCUAGGAUCAUGUCAAUGUAAUGAUUUUCUGCUGCAGGGUCCCCGAGGAGACAAAGGACCUCGAGGUGACAGGGGUCCCCAAGGCCCAAAUGGUAAAGAUGGCAAGCCCGGGCAUGAUGGCCCCACUGGACCCCCUGGCCCCCCUGGACUCGGAGGAAACUUUGCUGCUCAGUACGAUCAUGUAAAAGCUCCCGAUACUCCUGGACCCAUGGGUUUGUCUGGUGCUAGAGGCCCAUCCGGAUCUGCCGGUGCCCCUGGAGCUCAGGGACACACUGGACACCCCGGUGAGCCCGGAGAGCCCGGACAGACUGGCCAUGGUGGUCCCACUGGACCCUCUGGACCCCCUGGCAAAUCUGGAGAGGAUGCUAACAACGGCAGACCUGGCAAGCCCGGAGACAGAGGUACCGCCGGCCCUCAGGGCGCUCGUGGAUUCCCUGGAACCCCCGGCCUUCCAGGAAUGAAGGGCCACAGAGGUUACACUGGUCUGGAUGGACGCAAGGGAGAGAACGGUGGUGCCGGUGCCAAGGGAGAGUCUGGUACCCAGGGAACUAAUGGAAGUCCUGGACUGGCUGGAUCUCGUGGUAUGACCGGUGAGAGAGGCCGCCCCGGCUCUGCUGGACCUGCUGGUUCUCGUGGUGCUGAUGGCAACGUUGGACCCUCUGGCCCUUCUGGUCCUCUCGGAUCUGCUGGUCCCCCAGGUUUCCCCGGAGGCCCCGGACCCAAGGGAGAGAUUGGAGCUGCUGGAUCUAAUGGCCUAAGUGGAGGUCAGGGAGCUAGAGGAGAGCCCGGUACCAAUGGAGCUGUUGGCCCCGUUGGUCCCAUCGGAAACCCCGGUAACAAUGGCCUGAAUGGAGCCAAGGGACCUGCUGGCGCCUCUGGUGUUUCUGGAGCUCCUGGCUUCCCCGGACCAAGAGGAGGACUUGGACCCCAGGGCCCUCAGGGUGCAGCUGGACAGAGAGGCCUCUCUGGAGAUCCUGGUGCUUCCGGCAUCAAGGGAGAUGGUGGACCAAAAGGAGAGCCUGGUAACUCUGGACCUCAGGGAGGCCCCGGACCUCAGGGUGAGGAGGGCAAGAAAGGACCCAAUGGUGAGCUCGGUGCCAGUGGACCUGCUGGAAGCCGUGGAGCGAGAGGAAGCCCUGGCAGCCGUGGUAUGCCUGGUAGCGACGGAAGAACUGGCCCCAUUGGCAUGCCUGGUGCCCGUGGCUCCACUGGUAGUGGUGGACCUCGUGGACCCCCCGGAGAUGCUGGCCGCGCCGGUGAGUCUGGCCCAGCUGGUCUCAGGGGUAUGUCAGGAAGCCCUGGAAGCUCCGGACCCCCAGGCAAGGAGGGAAUUGCUGGCCCAGCUGGACAAGAUGGCCGCUCUGGACCUCCCGGCCCAUCUGGGUCUCGAGGCCAGCCCGGAAACAUUGGUUUCCCUGGACCCAAAGGACCUUCUGGUGCAGCUGGCAAGCCCGGCGAUAAGGGAUCCUCUGGCCCCACUGGACUGAGAGGAGCUGCUGGAGCUGAUGGCAACAAUGGAGCCUCUGGCGCCAUUGGACCUGCUGGUGGUCCUGGUGAUAAGGGAGAGCAGGGAUCUUCUGGAGCUCCUGGUUUCCAGGGUCUGCCCGGUCCCGCUGGAGGUGUUGGAGAGGCUGGCAAGGCCGGAGAAAGAGGAAUCCUAGGAGACCAUGGAGUCGCUGGACCUGGUGGUGCCAAGGGAGAGCGCGGUAACUCCGGUGCUGCCGGAUCUAACGGAGCUCAGGGACCCAUUGGACCCCGUGGACCCGCCGGAGCCCCUGGAACCGAUGGUGGCAAGGGAGAGCCCGGUGCCGUUGGAGCUGCAGGUGGACCUGGACACCAGGGACAAGGUGGCAUGCCUGGAGAGCGUGGAGGUGCUGGUGGCCCUGGAGUCAAGGGAGAGAAGGGAGAGGGUGGACACAGAGGACUUGACGGCAAUGGUGGUAGAGAUGGUAGCCGUGGUAUGGCUGGACCCGCUGGACCUCCUGGGCCCACUGGAGCCAAUGGUGAUAAGGGCGAGAGCGGUGGCUUCGGAUCUUCCGGUCCCGCUGGAAUUCGUGGCUCCUCUGGAGAGCGUGGAGAGGUUGGACCUGCUGGAUCUCCCGGAUUCGCUGGACCUCCUGGUUCUGAUGGUCAGACUGGCGCAGGAGGAGAGCGUGGACCUGGUGGAGUAAAGGGAGAAGGUGGCCCAUCUGGUCCCGCUGGACCCGCUGGACAGUCUGGACUUCCUGGCGCAUCUGGCCCUGCUGGACCUACUGGCGGUCGUGGAGCCAACGGAUCUCCUGGUAUGACUGGUUUCCCUGGUGCUGCUGGUAGAGUUGGUGGUUCUGGACCCGCUGGUAUUGUCGGACCCCUUGGCCUCCCUGGAUCCUCCGGAAAGGAUGGUCCUCGUGGUCUCCGUGGUGAUUCUGGUUCCAGUGGUCCAUCAGGAGAGCAGGGUAUGGUUGGCCCCGCUGGUCUCGCUGGAGAGAAAGGAGCCUCUGGAGAGUCUGGUCCCCCUGGUGCUCCUGGUACUUCUGGAACCGGUGGUUCUCUUGGAUUUCAUGGAUUCGUCGGUCUGGCUGGAGCUAGAGGAGAUCGUGGAACACCUGGCGGUGCUGGUGGAUUGGGAGAGUCCGGCAAAGUUGGACCUACUGGUUCCUCUGGAUCUCGUGGUCUCUCUGGCAACAUUGGUCUGCCUGGUAUGACCGGACCCCAGGGAGAGGCCGGACGUGAGGGUAACUCUGGUAACGAUGGACCCCCUGGCCGUCCUGGUACUGCUGGAUUCAAGGGAGACCGUGGUGAGCCCGGUCCUGCUGGUUCCAUGGGAGUUUCUGGUUCCCCUGGACCUAGUGGCCCCUCUGGAGCUUCUGGCAGAUCUGGAAACCGUGGAGAGUCUGGCCCAGGAGGUCCCUCUGGACCUGUUGGAGCAGCUGGAGCUAGAGGUGGCGCUGGAUCCGCUGGAAGCCGUGGUGAGAAGGGAGUUGGUGGAGACAAUGGAGAGAGAGGCAUGAAGGGUCUGCGUGGACAUGGUGGUCUCCAGGGAAUGCCUGGACCUUCAGGAUCCUCCGGUGACGCUGGAGCUGCUGGAUCCAAUGGACCUUCUGGACCCAGAGGACCCGGUGGACCCAGCGGACCCAUUGGUAAGGAUGGUAGAGCCGGCGGCCAUGGAUACAUUGGCUCUACUGGUGUUCGUGGACUCCCUGGAUACGUUGGACCUUCUGGUCCUGCUGGAUCUCCCGGUCUGAACGGACCUCCCGGCCCCUCUGGUGGUGGAUAUGAUGUCUCUGGAUACGAUGAGUACAGAGCUGAUCAGCCCUCUCUGAGAGCCAAGGACUACGAGGUCGAUGCCACCAUCAAGUCCCUCAACAGUCAGAUCGAGAACCUGCUCACCCCUGAGGGAUCCAGGAAGAACCCUGCCCGCACUUGCCGUGACAUCAAGCUCAGCCACCCCGAAUGGAGCAACGGAUUCUACUGGAUUGACCCCAACCAGGGAUGCAUCAAUGACGCCAUCAAGGUCUUCUGCGACUUCACCACCCGUGAGACCUGCAUCCACGCCCACCCCGAGAGCAUCGCCCGCAAGAACUGGUUCAGAAGCACCGAGGGCAAGAAGCACGUCUGGUUCGGAGAGACCAUCAACGGUGGUACUGAGUUUGCCUACAACGAUGAGACCCUCAGCCCCCAGAGCAUGGCCACCCAGCUUGCCUUCAUGCGCCUGCUGUCCAACCAGGCCAGCCAGAACAUCACCUACCACUGCAAGAACAGCAAUGCCUACAUGAGCGAGGAGACCGGUAACCUGAAGAAGGCUGUGGUGAUCCAGGGCUCCAACGAUGUUGAGCUGAGAGCCGAGGGCAACAGUCGCUUCACCUUCUCCGUGCUGGAGGAUGGCUGCACUAGACACACUGGUGAAUGGAGCAAGACAGUGAUUGAGUACAGAACAAAUAAACCAUCUCGCCUGCCCAUCCUCGACAUUGCACCUUUGGACAUUGGUGGAGCUGAUCAGGAGUUUGGUUUGGACAUUGGCCCAGUCUGUUUCAAAUAAAUAGACUCAUGAUAAAUUAAAAUCGAAAAAGAGAGAAAGAACGAAAAAAACAAAAUCUUUGCCCUUCUUUCUGUGUUGUUUUUUUUAUACUGAAUGCUGAUUUCUAUCUGCACAUCCACUUGCUUAAGAUGGGCAACUAUCUGAGAGGACUGAAUGGACUGAAUUUGCAUUUGUGCAAUGCAAAUUAAUACAGCAACCCAAAGGGACGUGGGAAAACAGCUUGUUGUGGAACAUCAUGUCAUCCUUUUGUAAAAAAUAAAAGAAGUGUAAUAAAAACGCUGAAAGUAUGCAUCACUUUGUGGUCUUUGUAUAUCUUCCAAAGAGGAGGUUUAAAACCACAAUUUCCAUGAAAAAAAGGUUUAAGCUACCUCAUGCCUGUACCUAAAGAAAAUACUUUUGACAAAACCUGGGUCCACAACCGAGAUGUUAAGACUUCUAAUGCUUCAAGCUGUAUCGGAAGGUGCUCAGUUACUUGAAGCAGAGAUCUAUGGUGCUAAUAUGCAGCUGUGGAGCUAACCACUUUUACUGUAUUACUUUGUAUUGACAUGUGAGGAGUCUUGCAUUCGUCCCGAUGCUCCCCCACUUUAAGCAGGUGGAAUGUUUCCAAUUCUGAUGUCUGGUUUUUGUUUUGUCUAGAAGUUUUUGUUUUGUUUUUUGUUCAGGCUUUUUAAAAUUCAAUAGCCCACAGUGUUCAUACUGACAGCACACAUUUCAUCCAAUUCUGAACGUUUUUUAGGCUCUCUCUCAAAAAAUGAAACCACAAAUUCUAUUGUACCUAUUUUGUAUAUGUGAGAUGUUUAAAUAAAUUGUGAAAAGUUCUGAAAUAAAGCAUGUCCAAUGUUCCAAAACACUUACAACUCAGUGACUUAAGUGCUUUCAUGUUUUAAUGACACCAAUGAAGGUUUGUCACUGUAUUUUGGUUCUAGUUUGACUGAUGGUAACAUCAUUAAUUUAAACAUCCUUCGACUGUGGAAGCACAGCCAUAUCAUAUUUACCUUCCCCCUCUUUCAUGCUUCUCAACGGUACAUCCGAUUUUAAUGUACAGUAAAUUUCUGUUGACACUGUCCAUGCCAAUGUAUGAUUACUAACGUGCAUUGUGUCUUGUAAAUAUUCAUCCUCUGAUGUUGCUUUUCCUUGCAUAAUACAGCUUUUGCAUCCAAAUAAAUUUCUGUGGUUUGGA
Molecule: messenger RNA, 5359 nt
Organism: Pseudoliparis swirei
Lineage: Eukaryota; Metazoa; Chordata; Actinopteri; Perciformes; Liparidae
Gene: col1a2
Product: collagen, type I, alpha 2
Exons: 49
Coding region: 109-4179 (1356 amino acids)
Molecular function (GO): extracellular matrix structural constituent
Source: RefSeq, a predicted model, not a curated record